Messenger RNA from Osmerus eperlanus (European smelt), 4919 nucleotides. RefSeq names its product zinc finger and BTB domain containing 18 (gene zbtb18). NCBI's taxonomy places the organism in Eukaryota, Metazoa, Chordata, Actinopteri, Osmeriformes, Osmeridae. The record is from RefSeq and is a predicted model, not a curated record. The coding region runs from base 229 to 1860 and encodes 543 amino acids. Gene Ontology annotation, molecular function: protein binding; DNA-binding transcription factor activity, RNA polymerase II-specific. Gene Ontology annotation, cellular component: nucleus. Gene Ontology annotation, biological process: regulation of transcription by RNA polymerase II. The transcript is spliced from 3 exons.
CUCCGCUCGCUCUCUCGCUCGCUCCGUCUUUCCUGCCACUGCAGGUUGUUAUGGAAAUUUCUUCAAAGUCGAUCUAGUUCUUUUUCAACCAAGAGGAUUUGACGAAGGAAGCAGGAAGACAUUGGAGCUUGUUGUCUUUUGAGUUUUUCCUCUCUCUCAUACCCACUCAUUGAUUCUGAGAGCUGCAGCCACACAAGCUAUUCUACUACAGCGGACUUAAUCAAGUUGAUGCAUACUGCAGGUUAUGAGGACGGCAGGAUGGAGUUCCCAGACCACAGCAGACAUUUGCUCCAGUGUCUGAGUGAGCAGAGACACCAGGGCUUCCUGUGCGACUCGACGGUCCUGGUAGGCGAUGCCCAGUUCCGUGCUCACCGCGCUGUGCUGGCGUCCUGCAGCAUGUACUUCCACCUCUUCUACAAGGACCAGCUGGACAAGAGGGACGUGGUCCACCUCAACAGCGACAUCGUAACCGCUCCGGCCUUUGCCCUGCUACUGGAGUUCAUGUAUGAGGGCAAGCUGCAGUUCAAGGCCCUGCCAGUAGAGGACGUGCUGGCGGCCGCCAGCUACCUGCACAUGUACGACAUCGUCAAGGUGUGCAAGAAGAAGCUGAAGCAGAAGGGCACCGCGGAGGCCGACAGCACGCGACGCGAAGAGGACAACGCCUCCUCCUGCUCCGACAAGGCCGAGAGUCUAUCGGAGGCCACCGCCGACCUUUUGCCCAGCGAUGACGACGACCUGGAGGCCAAGCGGGAAGCCAGCACCCCCCUGUGGAUGCGGCUGCCUUCGGACCGCGCGGGCACCCCGGCCGCGGCCUCCAGCCCCACAGAGGCCCAGCCCCAGGGCAGCGAGGCCAGGAAGCUGCGUUCCCCGGCAGGAAGCCCCAGCAGCUCCACCGGCUCCCUCCGCUCGCACAGGUCGCUCGGCUCCUCACGCCGGGUGUCGGCCGACGCCGACUGCGUCCUCGACCUGUCGGUGAAGCCCGUCGCCGCCGGUAACCCGUACCUGAGCGGCGUCGGCGCGUCGACACCUGACCGCCUGCAGGGCGGACUGGUGCAGGUGAAGGUGGAGAGGAACGCGGGGUCGGAUGAGGAGGAGCUGGGAGGCGGAGACUACCACAUGGACCACAGCGGCGCCAAGGGCACGACGCCCAGCACCAACGGAGGACUGAAUCACCACGGCGUGGGGGUGGGUCUGACGGCCCAACGACGUCUGGGCCUGGAGGCCCACCUGUCGGCGUUGCGAGAGGCCUCGCUGGCCGGGGAGCUGGACCGGGAGGACAAGGCCAGCGAGGAGGACGACAUGCUGGGCACGGAGAGUGAGCGCGCCCAGGCCGAGGCAGCCAGCAUGGACAGCUCCCUGCUCCCCUACGUCUCCAACAUGCUCAGCGCCCCCCACACCCAGAUCUUCAUGUGUCCGCUGUGCAACAAGGUGUUUCCCAGCCCCCACAUCCUGCAGAUCCACCUCAGCAGCCACUUCCGCGAGCAGGAGGGCGUGAGGGCCAAGCCCGCCGGCGACGUCAACGUGCCCACCUGCUCCAUCUGCGGGAAGACCUUCUCCUGCAUGUACACGCUGAAGCGCCACGAGAGGACUCACUCCGGGGAGAAGCCCUACACCUGCACCACCUGCGGGAAGAGCUUCCAGUACUCCCACAACCUGAGCCGCCACGCCGUGGUGCACACGCGCGAGAAGCCGCACGCCUGCAAGUGGUGCGAGAGACGCUUCACGCAGUCCGGGGACCUCUACCGCCACAUCCGCAAGUUCCACUGCGAACUGGUCAACUCGCUCUCGGUGAAGAGUGAAUCUCUGAGCCUGCCCAGAGACUGGGCGAUAGAGGACAGCUCCCAGGAACUGUGGAAGUAGAGAGGGGUGAGCUGGGGUGGGGAGGUCUGGCCCGGGGGCGGAGGAUGGAGGGAUGGAGCGGAAGGAGGGGAAGAAGAGGAUAUCUGGGGUCUGAAUCAGUCAUGUUUCUUGUACUUACUAUGUUGCAAAUCUUGUUAAAUUGCACUUUAAUAGCACAUGAAAAUGUUACUACUGAUUUUAUCUGGUCCUUAGAUUUAUUUUAUUUAGUUUUAUUCUAUUCUAUUUGGUUUAUUCUAUUCUAUUUUAUUUGUCAGGUUUUCAUUUUGAUGAAAAAAAACUUUGGGUGCUGGUAGCAGUAGCCAGUAGUUCAGUUUAGUUCUCCGCCUGCAUACCAUACCCAGAAGUCUAUACACUCCUCGAUGGAAGCCAGGCAGAGCUUCAUAGACAACCAUAUGAAGUGUUCAGGUAACACACUGAGGUGACCAACUAUUGGAUCACACUAAACGGGUACUGUGAUCAUGAACAUUCUCAGUACAUGUGCGUAUGAGGAUGUGUGUGUGCACUACUGCUAAUUUCAACAGAUUUGCGUGUGUUUGUGCGAGUUUGCGUGCAUAUGCGUGCAUGUGUGUUGUUUUCUGUUUUUGUAAACGAUCUCUGCGUAGAGGUGAGCUCUGGGCGCUCUGAGCUGCGCCUCGUUAAGCUCUUUGACUUGAUGGGAAACUUGACUGAUGAAAGACGAUCGGCCCUCAUGCAAUGUACAGCUUCCCUUUUUUCAACUACUUUUGAAGUAUUUUCUAAAAUCCUUUAUGAAUGAUUAAUAUAGACAUUUUCUUAAAGCAAGCUGCAGUCUUUCGACAUCCUUGUUGAAAAAUUCACAUUUAUUUGAAGUUGAUAUGUAAGAUAUAGUUUACCGUAAUUAAAAUUAUGGAUUUAUUUUGGAAAAAAUGGGAUCUGUUGUUGCAUGAAGUCCAACUUGUAUAUUUGAAAUGUGAAUUGCUGUAUUACUGUACACUGUAAUUGAUCAAAUAUAUAACAGACUAUGUGAAUACUCAAGGGUGCAGUCUGUUGAAAAACUGAAUUUUACAGCUAUGAAAAAUGCAUGAAUAUGAUUUGUCUCACAUUUUUGUUGUUGUUUUGCAUUGGGGGUGGUGCAUAUUUGAAUGAAUUCAUUCGAUUCAUGGGUGGGAUUUUUUUUUCUGCUCCUGUGAGUGUUCGUAUGGACUCCUGUGGAAUGUUCUGUGGGUAGUGAAGGAGGCGUUUGUGUAAAUGCACUGAUCUCUGGGUUCAGCUGGUAAGAUGACCGUGCAGAGGAAGGAUAAGGUGGUGGUUUGGAAGAGGUGAAAAGCAACUGACUAAACGACUACUAAACAACUCUUCUGAGAAUCUCCGUCCUAUCAGAACCUAUUUUCUUCUCCUUUAUCCUCCCAAGGAGUUUAGGUGCCCCACUGCUGUGACUGGCUCCCACUUACAGGUGGGGUUUUAUUUAUUUAUAUUUCAAUUGGGCACUUGUUUCUGCGUGGCACUGUCCGGGUGCCAGUGUGUCUGCAUGACACUGCUGGCUCUUUGGUGUUAAAGGAAGUGAAAGGAGGUUUUUCCCUAUUUUAAGUGGUUAUGGUCAUCUGACGUCUCAGUAUGUCUGUGUGUUUAGUGGUUUGCUAAAACUGAGAAGACAAACAACUGCUGUAGCACGGUUUCUCUUUCUUUCUGUGUGUGUGUGUGUGUGUGUCUAUGUCCCUAACUCUCUCUCUCUCCCCCCUAACCCUCUCUGUGUGUGUCUCUCUGUUUCACUGACUUGCUCUCCCACAGACAUCCUGACCUGAUCCUUGCUGAGCUUGUUUGACCUGAGUGUUUGGGUGGAUCUGUGCGAGCAUGUGUGUUUUCUACUGAAGGCGUAAUCCUUUUGACGGGGAAGAAUUGGCAUGCUUGAUUGCACCUUUAAAGCUUAAUGAAAUGAGUUUUUUGCUUCAAAGAUGCCUUUAUAAAAAUUAUAGGAGAAAUUGAUUUAAAGGAACGGUUGAUGGUAUAACAUUCGUGAAGAAACGUAUUCAAUCAUAACUUUAUUGAAUCUAUUGAAAUGAAAUUAUCUUCUAUCAUAUUUUCAUGUGAUUGAAUAUGUGACUUUUUUGUAUUUGAAUGUGUGAUCAAGGGGGAGGUAAAUUUAUUUGGGGUUUUCAAUUUAUUUGUAUUUAUUUUUUACCUCUUAAAAUGGAGUUACAUUUAGUAAAUGUUCUGUGUGGGAAAAUUAAUUAGAAAUGCACAUGUUGUGAGAGCUGUUAAACAAAGGAUGAAUACUAAACUUUCCCUAAAACUCAGUCGGUAAUGGGAGUUUCUCUGUGGCUAGGGGGUUUAUCCCCAAAGCAUUGGGGGUGGGGGCUGGGGGUGAGGGUGGGGGUAGGAUUGGUGGCUUGGUGGGCAGGAUGACAUCCUCAUCAGCUGGUGAGAAGCGUUUGUCAUGCCAAGCAAGCUUUGUGUCAUUAUGGCAUUUUGCACCCUCGGUAACCAACCAAUCUCUCUUCAACCAUCAGAUUUUAACUUCAUCAUGUGGGACUAAUUCCUCUGUUCUAUAUCACAAUUAUUGCUGGCUUUGUUAUUUUUUUUUCUUUUUUAAAUUAUAAUUAUUGUACUUGACCGCCUUAAACUACUGUAUACAGCUCAUUGUAACUGGAACACUGAGAGUGUCUGUAACCCGAUGGACUGUUUAUUUCAACUGCAGAGGAAGCUGUGAAACGCCCUGUCUUUAAGCAUCUCCAUUUACAUAGAUAUAUGUGUGCUUACUUGAACACAGGAUGGAUUUAGUGGGUAUGGGGGAAAACAUUCAAAUGUCCAAGACUAUAUAUGGCGGGAGGGAAGCAGGAAAAAGAAAAGAGAUGAAUCUGUUGAAAAGGACAAUCACUGUCUGAAAGAAAGCAGAUUUUGAUUCAACUAUGUUUGCUUCCCUGAUUUAAGAUUUGUUCUUUUUAUGGAUUUAGACAUUUAGCUUUGACAAUCAUAGUAUGUUUUAUUUUCUCGAGGGGAGUAAAUUCUACGGCUGUUUAGUUUUGUACUUUUUUGGUGUGCUGUUGUUGACAUUUUUUAAUUGUGUGCAAACUGCAAUAAAUUAUAAGAACCUUGAAAUUCAA